AUGGCGAUGGAGUCGAACACGGGGUUUCACCACGACGAAACUUUCGGGUACGGUUUGAACCGACACGCGAUAUCAUUCCAGUCUGGGGCCAUAAACAGCACCUCGGAUAUGAUUCCGAUGGGGAAUUACUUUGGGACGGAUGGGGGCAUGAUGUUCUCUGCGAAUUCGGGUAUCAUUAACAACAACCCUGUAAUUAGUCAAUCUGGGAAUUCAUCAGGUUCUCUUCUUCUCGAUUCGGUGCCCGGGCUCAAGCAUGACACAGGCUUGGCCGUUGAGUGGUCUGUGGAGGAACAAUACAAAUUGGAGGAGGGCCUUGUCAAAUAUGCCGAGGAACCAAGUAUUAUGAGGUACAUAAAGAUUGCGGCAACAUUGCGUGAUAAAACUGUGCGUGAUGUUGCUUUGAGGUGUAGAUGGAUGACGAGAAAGCGUAGGAAACCUGAAGAACAUAUUAUGGGAAAGAAGGGGAACAUUAGGAAGGAUAAACUGAUGGAGUCUUCCUCAAAGACAAACAUACUGUCAGCUCCACCACUAGACAUGGCUGCAUAUUCUCUUAUGGUGCACCAUAUGGACCAUAAUGAGCGUUUGCAUUGUGAAGGAAUAAAUGGCACAGCCAAGCAUCUGUUGGAGCAAAAUGCUCAAGCUUUUAGUCAAAUCACAUCUAAUCUUUCUACAUACAAGUUACAGGAAAACAUUGACCUCUUCUGCCGCACGAGGAACAAUAUAACUUCAAUCCUAAAUGACAUGAGAGGUAUGCCUGGCAUAAUGAGCCGAAUGCCACCAUUGCCUGUAUCCAUUAAUGAGGAGCUUGCUAAUAGUAUCUUGCGUAAUACAACUUAG
Messenger RNA from Prunus armeniaca (apricot), 837 nucleotides. Lineage: Eukaryota; Viridiplantae; Streptophyta; Magnoliopsida; Rosales; Rosaceae. The record is from the annotation of a GenBank genome assembly.